This is a messenger RNA of Sorex fumeus (smoky shrew), 4106 nucleotides long. It is a transcript of the gene ADCY3, whose product is annotated as adenylate cyclase 3. The record is from RefSeq and is a predicted model, not a curated record. Gene Ontology annotation, biological process: intracellular signal transduction; adenylate cyclase-activating G protein-coupled receptor signaling pathway; cAMP biosynthetic process. Lineage: Eukaryota; Metazoa; Chordata; Mammalia; Eulipotyphla; Soricidae. Gene Ontology annotation, cellular component: plasma membrane. Gene Ontology annotation, molecular function: adenylate cyclase activity. Bases 139 to 3564 code for a protein of 1141 amino acids. The transcript has 21 exons.
GGUGACCUGGAAAUCCUUUCCGCACGCCUGCGAGCGGUGGCCGCCCCUCGGCUGUCCCUGGGUGUCCCUGGUCCCCGAUAAGUGACCCCUUCCUGCCUGUGGUCAGUGGCCGGUAGGUAGAAGCAGACGCCCGCCAGGAUGCCGCGGAACCAGGGCUUCUCCGACCCCGAGUACUCGGCGGAGUACUCUGCCGAGUACUCGGUGAGCCUGCCCUCUGACCCCGACCGCGGGGCGGGCCGGACCCAUGAGAUCUCCGUGCGCAACUCGGGGUCGUGCCUGUGCCUGCCCCGCUUCAUGCGGCUGACCUUCGUGCCCGAGUCCCUGGAGAGCCUCUACCAGACCUACUUCAAGCGGCAGCGCCACGAGACGCUGCUGGUGCUGGUGGUCUUCGCCGCCCUUUUCGACUGCUACGUGGUGGUCAUGUGCGCCGUGGUCUUCGCCGGCGACAAGCUGGCGCCGCUGCUGGUGGCCGCCGUGGGGCUGGUGCUGGACAUCAUCCUCUUCGUGUUGUGCAAGAAAGGGCUGCUCCCCGACCGCGUGAGCCGCAAGGUGGUGCCGUACCUGCUGUGGCUGCUGAUCACGGCCGAGAUCUUCUCCUAUCUGGGCCUGAACUUCGCCCGCGCGCACGCGCUCAGCGACACGGUGGGCUGGCAGGCCUUCUUCGUCUUCUCCUACUUCAUCACGCUGCCGCUCAGCCUCAGCCCCAUCGUCAUCAUCUCCGUGCUGUCCUGCGUGCUGCACACAGUCGUCUUGGCGGUCACCGUGGCCCAGCAGCAGCAGGACAGGCUCAAUGGGACCCUCUUGCUGAGGGAGAUCCUGGCCAACGUCUUCCUAUACCUGGGCGCCAUCAUCGCGGGCAUCAUGUCCUACUACAUGGCUGACCGCAAGCACCGCAAGGCCUUCCUGGAGGCCCGCCAGUCGCUGGAGGUGAAGAUGAACCUGGAGGAGCAGAGCCAGCAGCAGGAGAACCUUAUGCUCUCCAUCCUGCCCAAACACGUGGCCGACGAGAUGCUGAAGGACAUGAAGAAGGACGAGAGCCAGAAGGACCAGCAGCAGUUCACAACCAUGUACAUGUACCGCCACGAGAACGUCAGCAUCCUCUUCGCGGACAUCGUGGGCUUCACCCAGCUGUCGUCCGGCUGCAGCGCGCAGGAGCUGGUGAAGCUGCUCAACCAGCUCUUCGCCAGCUUCGACAAGCUGGCGGCUAGGUACCACCAGCUGCGCAUCAAGAUCCUGGGCGACUGCUACUACUGCAUCUGCGGGCUGCCCGACUACCGCGAGGACCACGCCGUCUGCUCCAUCCUCAUGGGGCUCGCCAUGGUCGAGGCCAUCGCGUACGUGCGCGAGAAGACCAAGACGGGGGUGGACAUGCGUGUGGGGGUGCACACGGGCACCGUGCUGGGCGGCGUCCUGGGCCAGAAGCGCUGGCAGUACGACGUGUGGUCCACAGACGUGACUGUGGCCAACAAGAUGGAGGCCGGGGGCAUCCCAGGGCGCGUGCACAUCUCCCAGAGCACCAUGGACUGCCUGAAGGGCGAGUUCGACGUGGAACCCGGGGACGGCGGCAGCCGCUGCGACUACCUGGACGAGAAGGGCAUCGAGACCUACCUGGUCAUCGCGUCGGGGCCCUACGUGAAGAAACCCCAGAAUGGCACGGUGAGGCGUGGGCGAGUGCCCAAUGGCUUGCCCACCGCCUCAAGGCCCAACACCCCGAUCCUCAUCGAUACCGACACCAAGGAGCCCAAUGGCGAUGCCCACACGGAGGAGCCAGAGGAGCAGGAGACUGAGGCCGACAACCCCGCCUUUCCCAAUCCCCGCCGGAGGCUGCGCCUGCAGGACCUGGCUGACCGCGUAGCGGAUGCCUCUCAGGACGAGCACGAGCUCAACCAGCUCCUCAAUGAGGCGCUACUGGAGCGCGAGUCUGCGCAGGUGGUGAAGAAGAGAAACACCUUCCUCCUGUCCAUGCGCUUCAUGGACCCCGAAAUGGAGACGCGUUACUCGGUGGAGAAGGAGAAACAGAGCGGGGCUGCCUUCAGCUGCUCCUGCGUGGUCCUGUUCUGCACGGCGCUCGUGGAGACCCUCAUCGACCCCUGGCUCAUGACUAACUAUGUGACCUUUGUGGUGGGGGAGGUUCUGCUCCUGGUCCUGACCAUCUGCUCGCUGGCUUCCAUCUUUCCCCGGAACUUUCCUAAGAAGCUCGUGGCCUUUUCCACUUGGAUUGACCGGACCCGCUGGGCCAGGAACACGUGGGCCAUGUUAGCCAUCUUCAUCCUGGUCAUGGCCAACGUGGUGGACAUGCUGAGCUGCCUCCAGUACUACACGGGGACCGGCAACGUCACCGCAGGCCCGGAGGUGGUGGAUGGCUGUGUGCAGAACCCCAAGUAUUACAACUACGUGGCCGUGCUGUCGCUGGUGGCCUGCAUCAUGCUGGUGCAGGUCAGCCACAUGGUGAAGCUCACGCUCAUGCUGCUGGUCUCGGGCGCCGUGGCCGUCGUCAACAUCUAUGCCUGGCGCCCCAUCUUCGACGACUACGACCACCGGCGCUUCCAAGAGAACGACUUCCCCAUGGUUGCCCUGGAGAAGAUGCAGGUUCUUCCUGCCCCAGCACUCAACGGCACCGACAGCCUGCCCCUGGUGCCGUCCAAGUACUCCAUGACCGUGAUGAUCCUCUUCAUGAUGCUCAGCUUUUACUACUUCUCCCGCCACGUGGAGAAACUGGCGCGGACACUGUUCCUGUGGAAAAUUGAGGUCCAUGACCAGAAGGAGCGGGUCUAUGAAAUGCGACGCUGGAAUGAGGCCUUGGUCACCAACAUGCUGCCUGAGCACGUGGCCCGCCACUUCCUGGGCUCCAAGAAGAGGGACGAGGAGCUCUACAGCCAGUCCUACGACGAGAUUGGAGUCAUGUUUGCCUCCCUGCCCAACUUCGCCGACUUCUACACAGAGGAGGCCAUCAACAACGGCGGCAUCGAGUGUCUGCGCUUCCUCAACGAGAUCAUCUCGGAUUUUGACUCUCUCCUGGACAACCCCAAAUUCCGGGUCAUCACCAAGAUCAAGACCAUUGGCAGCACCUAUAUGGCAGCUUCUGGAGUGAACCCAGAUAUCAACACCAAUGGCUACACAAGUUCCAACAAGGACGAAAAGUCGGACAAGGAGCGCUGGCAGCACCUGGCGGACCUGGCGGACUUCGCGCUGGCCAUGAAGGACACGCUCACGAACAUCAACAACCAGUCCUUCAACAACUUCAUGCUGCGCAUCGGCAUGAACAAAGGCGGGGUGCUGGCCGGGGUCAUCGGGGCCCGGAAGCCACACUAUGACAUCUGGGGCAAUACCGUCAACGUGGCCAGCAGGAUGGAGUCCACGGGAGUCAUGGGCAACAUUCAGGUGGUGGAGGAGACGCAGAUCAUCCUGCGCGAGUACGGCUUCCGCUUCGUGCGGCGCGGGCCCAUCUUCGUCAAGGGCAAGGGCGAGCUGCUGACCUUCUUCCUGAAGGGCCGUGACAAGCCGGCCGCCUUCCCCAACGGGUCCUCGGUGACGCUGCCCCACCAGGUGGUGGACAACCCCUGAAGCCUUGCCGGGAGCAGGGGAGCCGCCCCCGGCCCCGCGACCGGCGACACUCACAUAGACUUAGGGCUGACCGGCUCCUCCGGAGCCCCUGUCCGGGCACAGCCACACGGUCUCCGCCAGCCGGUAGCUUCCCCAGAGUAGGGUCGUGGUCGUAGGCAUAGAGCGGAGCCCACUGCAGGGUGGGGGGGGCGCCGUGCAGCGCUGCCCCUGGAGCUGGGCACGGCCCGCGUCCCGACGUUCCUGAUAAUCUUGAAAGGUUCUCCUGGAACCCGUCACCAUAGUCCUGAGAGCAGAGAGUGCAAUAUUUCCUUCCACCUGGGGGGCGGCGGGGGGGGAGGGGGAGAGAUGGGUCUAUUUCUGAGAGAAAAUAUAUCAACAGAUCUUUUACAUUUAUAUUUUUAACUUUCUGUUCAAAAACACUUUUCUGAUACUGCCUUGCCUUUCGAGCUCCUGCUACAGUCGCCUUUGCUACUGCUUUAAAAGAGAAUUUACAGGUAUUGUAAAGAACGAGAAGUUUUAUUAAAAGUUAUAUUCAACUUGAA